Molecule: messenger RNA, 3783 nt
Organism: Amoebophrya sp. A120
Lineage: Eukaryota; Dinophyceae; Syndiniales; Amoebophryaceae
Source: the annotation of a GenBank genome assembly
GAAAUUGUUGUGCGUACCCAGUUCUAUGUCUAUCAUCAUCUUUGUCCAGAGAUAAGGUGGUGUUUGAACUUAGAUUGCACCUUGAGAAAAAGAGAGAAUGCGCUGCAGUAGUAGAAAACUCGUACUCACUCCACCCGCCCCCGCGCAUCUAGAUUUGUCUUUUUGUGGGCUGUAAGACCCAACAGUAGAAUAACCAGGAGAGCCGGACGGGCCAUCACCAUGCCCUUACCGUCGAACAGGAGCACUCACAGCUCGACUGCAGCUGCAGCAGGGCGCGAGCCUGUGGUCGUGAUUGUUGGCGGAGGGAUAGCGGGCCUGGCCACCGCCUACGAACUCGUCGCCGGACGGCAAGGAACGAAAAGUGAGAAAGCCGACGAGCAGAUAAUAGCCGAUCGUGGAAAAAUCGUUGCUCCUGCGGAGAGGACCACACGACCUCUCGGACCACAAGAACAUCUUCACGGGGGGCAUCAGAAGACCCAUAUUGUCAUGCUAGAAGCCGAUCCCGAGCGUCUUGGUGGGCAGAUUAAAACCGCAAAAUGGAGGACAAGCUCUCCAGUUGUCGGAGUAACAAGCGAGGAGAGCUCCGCUUGCAGUCGUUCUUCAUCAUCUCCGUCUGCUGGUCGUGUCGAUCGCCGAGCUGCAAUUAUGUCGUCCCCAUUUCACCAGGCAGCAGGGAAAGAAAAAGAUGGCCAUGGCUGCUCUACUACAAUUAUCCCGCUGGAGCAAGGAGCAGAGGGCUUCGUUUACCUGUCCGAAGCCGUCUUGCGGAUUGCGCGGGAGAUCGGCAUCGAGGAAGAUGAGAUGAUUGCGCAACAAGUCGUGGAAACCGGCAAGCUGGUACGCAGUAAGGACGGCGGCCACGACAACCUGGAGAUCGAGGUGCUCGCGCGGGGCGAGGCCGCGCGCCGGUUAGGCUUCGGAGUGGACAAAAAGCACCUCGGGCGGGGACUGCGCAGUUUUCGCGGAGGGAUGCAAUAUUUCAUAGACAAACUUGAGACCUGGCUGCUGCGCACGAACCAAGUGAAACUGUGCAAGGCUUCCUCCGUCGUGCACCUAGAACCAUCUUGGGUGAUCCGCCGCACCGAGUGCGAUCAAUCGACCAGGGAAAAGCGCGUAGCGGUAAAGUAUCGCACGCACUACAAAACCAACGGCCGCACGGGCUGCUGCGAGCACGAAAUCACCGCCGACCGUGUCGUGCUGGCGUGCGGAUUUGAGUCUGCGACUGGUUUGCUGGACAAUGCAGCAACGACAAUCAGUUCUUCUUGCGGGGGUACUAGCUGCAAGGCACCCAUCGCGCCGAGAUCAUUGCAGCUAACCGGCAGAAGCACUCCCUCAACGUCGACAUCGUCCACACCACGGAGGACUGCAAUCGGGUAUAAAGUCGUGAAGCAAGGCUCUCCUACUGCACCAGCACUGACAGAGGCACCAGCGGUAGACGGCCCGCAAUACGAUGAUGUAGAUGAUGCAAAAAGUAGCUCAACGGUGAGUAUUUCUGAUUUGCUGGACUACUGUCGCCGCAGAAGGCCUGUCCCCAACAGCAACGUGACUGUUAAUCUAGUCGUCAGAGACACAAACGCGGAAGUUUCGUCGUUGCUUCCCAAAGUUUCCGGGCUCACCAUUGCGCCCGACCUACUGGAGGAAUGCACGAGCGAAACGGCUACAAACAGCGAAGAACAGAGCAGUAGUUCUUCAUUCCCGUCCUCGUCCUCUCCGCCCGCUGCAAUCACUGGCGCCCCGUCUUCGCUUCUUGCUUCUGUGCAGGCAGUUUCCCGGCUAGGAUUCCGUGCGUGUUCUUUUGUCACCGAAAAAUUUCCCCAACAGCAGCAUGGGUUCGAGCACGGAAAUAAGCCUGAAGGUGAAGAUUUACCUUCGGCGGUGGCGGCUGGUACAACAUCCCGAACAACAAAUGCAAAUCGAACCAACAGCCAUGAAAAACACCAACACGUGGAGUGCCGCAAGGCAAAUACUGAUGGCCAAGACCGGUACAUUGUCUUCCGAGUGUAUUUCAGACCAACUGGUUCGAAAACCACGACCUCGGACGACUUUUACUCGCAAGCCGCUCAGCGGUUUCUCGUAGACUUGCUCAGACAUGCGGAUGACCAGAAGCACAAGCAGAAGCAAAUCCGUGGCGCGCCAGGAGAUAAAGGAACAGCGGGAGGAGUGACAAAAAAUUUCCGAGAACAAGAUGACACCUACGAAUGUUCGGCUUGUUGCGCGGGUUUGCGUCACGGAAUUGCGAGCUUUUUCGCGCCGAUUUUGCCUGGUCGUUCUCAGGCACUUGCGGAAAAAGGGAAAGUGUGCCCGUCCGUUUCCCCGCGCCGUCGGAGUGCCACCACACCCGACUCAGAACACAGCGCAAGCUUCCACCCAGAAAUCGUUGCUAGCAUAGUUUCCUCGUGGCCGGAGGCUCUUCCGCAGCCGCAGGACUCUGAGUUUCGCGAGAAAGUAGGGGCCCUUUGCGCAGCAGCGGCGAGUGACCUUGGGAUUUACCUGGCAGGUGCUGGCUUCGUCGGAAGUGGUGUCGAGCUUGCUUGCCAAAGCGGGCUCACAACCGCACGAGAAGUGCUGGCAAACUUGCAAGAAGAUGAAGCAACUUCACUUUGAUUCUGCUCACUAUCAUGCAAACCUGGAAUUGUCCUGAACGGUGGCGUUGGCGUUCUUGAUGUUUGACGAGAUGAAAAUUUUAGCAGACAACCUCGUUGCUCCCGCCGUGCUCGUUCUUUCUUGCUUGCUCGUAAGCCUCCACCGAGUGAGCUACAUACUGUUUGUUCUCGUGGGCAUAAAUCCGAAAGUGCUGGGAUACUCGUCAAAAAGAAAAAGCUACACUUCUCAGCGACGGCUACAUUCUGACACUGCAACUGCUACGCAUGGGACAAGAUCAAAAUAUUCUAUUUGUAGUAGAUAGUAUCUAGGUAAUUCGAAGAGCUUGCUAAAGCGCAUGAGACCUGCUCUAAAAAUAACGCGCGCAACAAACGGAGCAUACUUACCCCUACGACAGGCUCGACGAGAAUCAAUAAGCCAGCAAUAAUCUGAAUUAGAAGCAGCAGUAGUUGCAAUCAAUAACGAUAUGCUACUUAUUUAUGCAUCAUGUUAGGUAGCCGUGUUCCUUGCCGUAAUAUGAUCGGAAGAACAAUUUUUUCACAAAAGGCUAUGAGUAUGAACAUGCAGAGAGAUUCGAUGCAUCGGUAAUGACGUUCACGUUUUUUCGAUGCCAUUGCAAACAAUACUUCAAGAGAGACUAUCGGGGAUCAAGAUCAUACAACCUAGUACCGUACUCGAUUUUGGGUCGUCAGCCACGUAUAUUGAGCUCUAAUAUCGACUUCAACUACUUCAAUUGUGACAGGGUCAGGGACAAUCAAUCUUUCUACAGUAGGUUUGAAUUUGUUUAGAAACCAUCGAAACUAAGACCUGUAAAUUUUUCAUUCCCCCUUUUCAUUUCCUCCCUCGUCUCACUCUGGUGUUUCCCUCAGUUGUAGUUUCGAUCCUCAGUUUCAGAGAGACGUUAGAAUUAGAAAGCUGAUCGCAUGCAGCUCUCUCCCCAGUCACCAUUAUGAUUUUUGACACGAGUAAGUAAGCACGAAACGCAGCGCAAUAAAGAAUCUAGUGCGUUAACUAAAUAUACUUUUGCUAGUUUCAGUACUGCACCAUAAACAAGCUGAGUCAAGAAAAGAUCCAGAAAGACGACGUCUUGGACCCUCUAGUAAACGAUAUUUAAGUUUUGAAAGAAGGUAGAAAAUUUUACCCUUAGUGUGGGUGUAGCGAGACUCGCUCGCUCCGCAGGCG